AUGUGUUCUCUGAAGGACUCGGCUUUAUCAAGCCUUCACCCUGAAUGUGAGUACAUAUUUCAGCUGGAGAAAGAGGAGCUUCACUGCCUUCAGUAUAUUGCAGCGCAGGAUAACAGAAGCCAGGAAGGUUGUCGGCCAUUCUGGGAUGCUGUCGUCUGCUGGCCUCAUGCAGUUAUUGGAGAUACAGUCCACCGAGGGUGUCCUGCAGUCUUCUCCCUCUUUAGGAACAACACAGGUUCAGUGAGCCGUAACUGCACCAGUGGAGGUUGGUCCAUGCCCUUCCCACCGUACCACAUCGCCUGCAGUGUGGAUGAUGACAUUCCUGAGACAGAAGAAUCGUACUUUGCCACUGUGAAGCUGAUUUACACUAUCGGCUACAGCAUUUCAUUAGUGGUGCUGGCUGUUGCUGUGUUAAUCCUGCUGCUCUUGAGGAGGCUGCGUUGUGCCCGGAACUUCAUUCACAUCCAGCUUUUCAUUACAUUUAUCUUGAAAUCUGUGUCGGUGUUCAUAAAAGAUGCUUCUCUGUUCUCAAGUGAUGACACCAACCACUGCACCCUCUCCACUUUCACCUGUAAGGCCUCUGUGGUCUUCUGUCACUACUGUGUAAUGGCAAAUUUUUUCUGGCUCCUGGUGGAGGCACUUUAUCUGAAUUCCCUACUGCUUUCCUCCUUCUAUCACAGCCGUCGGUGUCUGUGGUGCUUCAGUUUGCUGGGAUGGGGUGAGAAACCUUGACAUGCAGCUUCCCCUGAAAUGUGUUUUGAGUGUGUUGAGCUUCAGACUAAACCUUGAGGGUUUGUUUCCACUGUUAGACAUGC
Solea senegalensis (Senegalese sole) is the source of this 815-nucleotide messenger RNA. Its product is annotated as growth hormone-releasing hormone receptor-like. The record is from RefSeq and is a predicted model, not a curated record. Gene Ontology annotation, cellular component: plasma membrane. The transcript is spliced from 7 exons. Gene Ontology annotation, molecular function: growth hormone-releasing hormone receptor activity; peptide hormone binding; growth factor binding. Gene Ontology annotation, biological process: adenylate cyclase-activating G protein-coupled receptor signaling pathway; positive regulation of cell population proliferation; cell surface receptor signaling pathway. The coding region runs from base 1 to 732 and encodes 243 amino acids. NCBI's taxonomy places the organism in Eukaryota, Metazoa, Chordata, Actinopteri, Pleuronectiformes, Soleidae.